Rhineura floridana is the source of this 3892-nucleotide messenger RNA. It is a transcript of the gene PTCHD4, whose product is annotated as patched domain containing 4. The record is from RefSeq and is a predicted model, not a curated record. Lineage: Eukaryota; Metazoa; Chordata; Lepidosauria; Squamata; Rhineuridae. The coding region runs from base 1106 to 3769 and encodes 887 amino acids. The transcript is spliced from 3 exons. Gene Ontology annotation, cellular component: membrane.
CGGAAGCAUCCCGAACAAAACUGGCCGAGUACGAUCGCGCUGUUCGGAGACAUGCGGCAACAUUUUGCACUCGCAUGAAGUGACCAUCAAGGGCAGCCCCACCUAGAACGCAUAACCAUACUCAAGCCCGGAGGUUAGGAAAGCAUGGAGCAGCGUUGCAAGAUUCUCCCUAUUUGUUUCCAUAUCCUCUAUGCGUCUUAACACUACUGGAAGGUAUUUCAGUUCCUUACGGACUGCAUCCCACCAAUUUAUCUACCCCCCCCAUUUCCUGCGGGGCCUGGAGAGAAAGGAAGGGAAGACGGCGACGCGGUGGUGCCCGGACCCGCUCUGAACUCGAGCUGCAGCAGCAGAGCCAGGCAGCACCAGCAGCUGCAGCUCGGCGGCGGCAGGCACUGCGCGUCUGGCAAUGAGCAGCAGCCUCCGGCACUCUGGGUCGCAGCCCUUCCAGCCCUCAGCAAGACAGAGGGGCAAGGCCCAGGGACGCUUCUUCGAUGGGGCUCCCCAAGCAACCCCCCUCCCGCCACCGCACACUCGUUCAGCCGAAGGACUCCCCUCCGGGUCACCAAGGGAGUCCCGCGGCCUCUGAAACGAAAGCUAGCCAGGCAGGGGCCCCUCGCCCCCUCCCCGCAUGUUUUGUUCACCCUCAUCGUAAUCGCUGAAGACGUCUGACGCCAGCGAAGCCCUGCUGCAACCCCGCAGAUCCGCCUUGGGACGCCUUCGCCCAGCCACAACAGGGGGGAGGACGGGGAGGGUGCUGCUGCUGCAGAAGCCCGGUUCUGUUAAGGAUGCUUGAGGUGGUGAAGUGGGGCUGAGGAGAUCGGGGGGGGAUCCAGGGUAGCGAGGUCGAGAAGAGCGGGAGGGAAGCCCAAGGGAAGCCCCCUCCUAUUUAUCCCCUCCUCCCCCCGCAGGCAUGCAAAGAGAUCGUUGAGCCAUAUUUAGCCGUCCUGCUGCCACUUGCUGCAGUGUUUUGAAGGAGUAGCAGAGGGAGAGGGAGACCCGCCGAGAGGGGGAGAGGCAGGCCUGGGCAAGGAGCUCCCCAUGUCACGUGUGCUUUCGAAUAAGACGGCCGGGAGCAUCUGCAAGCUAGCGCCGUUGCAAGAGGAGGAUGCUGCGGCAGGUGAUCCACACAGGGCUCCAGUCGUUCUGCCACAAGCUGGGCUUGUUCGUCAGCAGGCACCCGGUAUUUUUUCUCACUGUGCCCGCAGUUUUGACCAUCAUCUUCGGCUUCAGCGUUCUCAACCGUUUCCACCCUGAAACUGACCUGGAGAUCCUAGUGGCCCCGAGUCAUAGCCUGGCCAAGAUCGAGAGGAGCUUAGCCAACAGCCUUUUCCCCCUCGAUCGCUCCAAAAGCCAGCUCUAUUCGGACUUGCACACCCCAGGAAGGUAUGGCAGGGUGAUCUUCCUCUCCAAGCCAGGAGACAAUAUUUUGCAUCAGGCUGAAGGACUGCUGCAGAUCCACCAAGCUGUGCUGGAAAUGAAGGUGAACCACAAAGGCUAUAAUUAUACUUUUUCCCAUCUGUGUGUGUUGAGAAAUCAGGAUAAGAAAUGCGUGCUGGAUGAUAUAAUUUCAGUGCUAGAGGAUCUGAGGCAGGCUGCCCUCUCCAAUAAGACAACAGCCAGGGUGCAAGUGAGCUAUCCCAACACUAAAUUAAAGGAUGGAAGAAGCAGUUUUAUCGGUCAUCAGCUUGGUGGAGUCAUGGAAUUACCAAACAGCAAGGACCAAAGGGUCAAGUCGGCUAGAGCCAUCCAAAUCACUUACUACCUCCAGACUUACCAUUCUACAGCACAGGAUCUCAUUGGUGAAAAAUGGGAGAAUGAAUUUUGCAAACUGAUACACAAACUGCAGCUGCGCCAUGGAGAUCUGCGACUAUAUGCUCUAGCCUCCUUUAGCCUAUGGAGGGACUUUCACAAGACUAGCAUUCUGGCCAGAGGCAAGAUUUUGGUGAGCCUAAUGCUGAUUCUGCUGGCUGCUAUCCUCUCUAGUUCUAUGAAAGACUGCCUUCGCAGCAAGCCUUUCCUCGGGCUCUUGGGAGUGCUCACUAUCUGUAUCGCCAGUGUCACUGCAGCAGGGAUAUUUUUCAUUACUGAUGGAAAAUAUAAUUCGACUCUGUUGGGAAUCCCUUUCUUCGCAAUGGGUCAUGGCACAAAAGGAGUGUUUGAGCUUCUGUCUGGAUGGCGCCGAACCAGAGAAAGUCUGCCUUUCAAAGACAGGGUUGCAGAUGCCUACUCUGAUGUAAUGGUCUCCUAUACCAUGACAAGCUCCUUGUACUUUAUAGCCUUUGGUAUGGGUGCCAGUCCUUUCACCAACAUUGAGGCUGUGAAAGUCUUCUGCCAGAAUAUGUGCAUCUCCAUCCUGUUGAACUACUUCUAUAUCUUCUCCUUUUUUGGUUCUUGUCUGGUCUUUGCUGGGCAGUUGGAGCAGAAUCGUUACCACAGCAUCUUCUGUUGUAAAAUUCCUUCUGCAGAAUACCUGGAAAGGAAGCCCAUUUGGUUCCAAACCAUGAUGAAUGAUGGCUACCAGCACCCUUCCCAUCAUGAAACUGAUCCAUACCAGAACCACUUUAUUCAACAUUUCCUGCGAGAGCAUUAUAAUGAAUGGAUUACUAACAUCUAUGUUAAGCCAUUUGUGGUGAUACUGUAUCUAAUUUAUGCUUCUUUUUCCUUUAUGGGCUGCUUGCAGAUCAACGAUGGGGCCAAUAUAAUCAAUCUCCUCUCCAGCAAUUCUCCAAGUGUGUCUUAUGCUGUCAUUCAACAGAAGUACUUCAGCAACUACAGCCCAGUGAUAGGGUUCUAUAUCUAUGAGCCUCUUGAGUACUGGAAUGGCACUGUACAAGAUGACUUAAAGAAACUGAGUGAAGGCUUCAACACACUGUCCUGGAUUCAACAGUAUUACAAGUACCUGAGAGCUGGGAAUAUUAGUGCCACCAAUAAAAACUACUUCCUUAGCAUCCUGCAAAACUCCUUUUUAAGAAAGCCAGAAUUCCAGCACUUCAAAAAUGACAUUAUUUUUUCCAAGGCUGGAAAUGGGAAUAGUAUCAUUGCAUCCCGCAUGUACCUCGUGGCUAGGACUAGUGAAAAAACACAGAGGGAUGUUAUAGAGUUACUGGAGAAACUAAGACCACUGUCUCUGAAACAGAGCAUCAGGUUCAUAGUAUUCAACCCUACCUUUGUCUUCAUGGACAAAUACAGCCUAUCUGUAACUAUGCCUGUCUUGAUUUCAAGCUUUGGAAUCUUACUAGUGUUGUUACUUACCUUUUUCCUGGUUAUCCAUCCUCUGGGGAACUUCUGGCUAAUUCUCACUGUCACCUCAAUAGAGCUGGGUGUCUUGGGCUUGAUGACUUUAUGGAAUAUAGACAUGGAUUGCAUUUCUAUAUUGUGCCUUAUUUAUACUUUAAAUUUUUCCAUAGAUCACUGUGCACCCCUGCUUUACACAUUUGUACUAGCAACUGAGCACACCCGAACUCAGUGUAUAAAAAGCUCACUUCAAGAACACGGAACAGCAAUUUUACAAAAUGUUACUUCUUUUCUUAUUGGGUUAGUCCCCCUCCUUUUUGUGCCUUCAAACUUGACCUUCACACUGUUCAAAUGCUUGCUGCUGACUGGCAGUUGCACACUUCUGCACUGUUUUGUAAUUUUACCUGUCUUCCUAACAUUUUUCCCACCCUCCAAAAAGCACCACAAGAAAAAGAAACGAGCCAAACGAAAGGAACGGGAAGAGAUUGAAUGCAUAGAAAUUCAAGAGAAUCCUGAUCAUGUAACAGCAGUCUGAGUCACACAAAACUACAUGGUUUUUAUUACUAAAAGAAAUGUAAUACUGAGCUGCAAGGAAAGUAAAGAUCUCCAGUGCUUGUGUUGGCCCAUGGGAAACAUGUCAAAGGAGUAUUUAUGACAC